AUGUCCCCUCUCACCCCUACUUCCUCACAGGAGAUCAUCCUUCUCUCCCCUCCUCAGGCUUCUUCAUCCACCCUGACCGCCACCGCCCUUCCUAAACCUGUAGCAUUUCAACCUUCCCCUGAGCUCAAAACGAAGAUUGUCAGGCAUAUCAAAGAUGACAAGAGUCUACCUCUCAAACCGGAGAAAAGGAGUAGAAUGAUAUCUGAUGAUCGUGAGAGGGAGGCCAAGAUGGCUCGAAGUCGUCAGACUGAGAGGAUGAUGACCACCUUGGGAAAAAGUAACAACCCCAUAACCAACUCUGAUCUUUAUUCCAGAACGGAUCAUUUCGUUUCUUGUGCUACUGGACACCAACAGAGUAAUAGAGGAGGUGGGAGUGCAGGAGCUGCGACGUAUUGGGAAGUCCGGAAUGCUAAAAUGGCCGAGCAAGUGAGGGAAAAGAAAACUUCCAUACUUGCCGGUUGUGUGAUGUAUAUCAAUGGCUCUACAGGACCUAAAGUCUCCAAUCUUCAAUUACAACAUCUGAUCACACAAAAUGGAGGUCGAUUCGUACCUCUACAAUCAUCAUCCUGUACCCAUAUCAUCGCUGGUAAUCUAUCCGGCACUAAAGCUCAAAAACAUAUCAAUGGACAAGGAGGUCGUGGUGCCUCCAGAAGGGCGAAAGUCGUUCGUGUCGAUUGGGUAUUGGACAGUAUUGAUAAAGGUACGAAAGUGUCCGAAGCUGGUUAUAGUGUGAUACAUGAUCCUUCACAAACGAAUCUGUUCAACGCAUUUGGAACUCGACCCAAAGCUGAGAAAAUGGAUACAUAG
Tremella mesenterica DSM 1558 is the source of this 807-nucleotide messenger RNA. RefSeq lists its product as uncharacterized. Gene Ontology annotation, biological process: error-free translesion synthesis; error-prone translesion synthesis. Gene Ontology annotation, molecular function: DNA-directed DNA polymerase activity; deoxycytidyl transferase activity. The coding region runs from base 1 to 807 and encodes 268 amino acids. Lineage: Eukaryota; Fungi; Basidiomycota; Tremellomycetes; Tremellales; Tremellaceae. The record is from RefSeq and is a predicted model, not a curated record. The transcript is spliced from 6 exons. Gene Ontology annotation, cellular component: nucleus.